CCUUUGUUGCUAAGGCCUCAUCAACAGAGAGAGGAGUAGGGUAUGCUAUAUAUUGGUGAAGGAUUUGACAGCUGAAGCGCUGUAAAAUCUCAAUAAUUUGGUUAUUUUCUAGAUAAAACAAAAUGACAUCACAAGUUAAGCUACCCGAUGUACAAAUGCAAGGCAUUUAUUCUGGAAAAUUUAAAGACUGGAGUCCAUCUAUAGCCCCCGCUGGUAAAUUGACAUCUUGUGGGGACACGGCUAUUCAAUGUUUGAAGCCAAAAGAUGACAGACCACCAUCUCCAAGUGUUAUCAGAAAGUUCAGAGCAACAGUCAGGCCAGAUGCUGGACAGAUGAGAGUUUUCUAUGGUAAAGCUGGAGACCCCCACCAGCAGUGGGCAGAAAACAUGACCCAUGGCAUCAACACAAUGCCAUCAGAUUCCUCAGGGGCUAUUGUUAAUCCCCCUUAUAAAACCCUAUUUCAACAGAGAUUAGUGGACAGAAAAGAGCGACUUUAUUCCUCUCAUCAGCGAGCUCCUCUUGGGAAGUCACAUGACCAGUCUACUGGUCUCCCCAGAGGCCUCAACAGAGACACCUUCACCUUUGGUGUACCUACAGAACUUGAUAUUGGAGCUGGUGGCUUGAUAAAUCCAAACAAGACUUAUGCUGAGGUUGAGCAAGAAUCAGCAGUGGGACAUGAGCUCUAUAGAAGGUCACACACUGAGUUUGAUGUGGGAGAGAGGCACAAUCGUAAUUACAGUGCAAAGUAUGAUCCUAACUCUAAGUUUGGUAUUCCUACUCCUCACCACAAUGAUGGCCUGAUGGUAAAAACUACAAUGAAGUGGCAAUAUGAAACACAACAGGAAAAAGCCAGUAAAGUUGUUUCCAAGAGGGUGGAUGAUUUCAGGGAGAGAACUCAACCUCAGCUUGGACAGGUCCAUGAUCCGAUCAAGGACACCUUAACUGUUCCCUCUGACCACACAUUUGGAAUUUUGGUCAAACCUGAUGAGUAUGGAGCAGGAGAUUUGAUGCACCAGCGGGCACCAGGCGAGUACCUCCGGGGUAAGGACAGACAAAGGGGAGUUCUGGCUGCCAUCAGACAACACCUGAAGAAAGCCAACUAUCACAACUUUGAUGAUUUAGUCCAGGCAUUCAAAUUCUAUGAUAAGGACAACAAGGGUAAAAUAGAUAUCCAUGAUCUGAGAGAGGCUUGCUUACAAUAUCACCUCCCUGUGGAGCCAGAACUUUUGGAACAGCUAUUAUACUACUGUGAUUCAAACAAAGAUGGCUUUAUCAACUAUUUAGAAUUUGCCAACUUCCUUAACUGGAAAGACAAGAUGAAAUCAGGUUUCCCAGAAAAGACAGAGCUGGAGAAACAAGCAGAGACGAGGAGAUCUAGUUCUAGAGCUUCAUCCCGGGCGGAGACUACUCUUGAUCUGACUGAGCCUUCAGACCUCCAGCCCAAAUCUCCCCAGAGUGCUGAGAGUACCCCUAGAGUUCUACAGAAACAAAUAGACAAAGCCAUUGGGGAUCAUCGAACUCAGAGCAGCAUGAUCAAUGCUGUGGUUGGUGGCGUAUCCACACAAGGAUAUAGAACCUAUGGUGUCCCAACCAUCAGGACAGAUUUGCGUGCUCCCAGAAUCAAGAGAGUGUGUGACACCAAGAAUUACGGAGAUGAGUCGGAUGCUUAUGGCCUAGUUAAUCCCUCUAUCUUCAGUCGGAGAGGAGUCCAUGAAAAAGAUUUCUUACUGCCUAGAAGUAAAGAAGAGAUUAGGGAUAUCUUUGCCAAUGUUGGCACUUUGAUGACGGGGGAUACCUUUGAGGAGCUGUAUAGGACUGCUGCGGCCCAGCACCCUAAGGGACAUGUCAGUGUAGAGUCAUUCCGGGGGGUGCUGGACGAUGUCCAGGCUCAGAAAAUAAUCACAAAAGAACACCCACUGGCAGUGUGAUGAACAUUUAUAGUACGUGUACAAUCAUUAACAAGGGGAGCGAAAGAGGAAAAGGGGGAGGGGUGCAAAUUAAAAUUGCAAAAAAGAGCAACAGGUCAUUUAAUAAGCUAUAAAUAUUAAGUUUUCUCUGUUUUUAUGUAAAUAAGAAGUACAAAUGAUCUGUAUAUGUAGGAAAUUGUGAGUAUUUCUUGAAAAUCAAACAGAAUGAACAGCAUUGAAAAUAGAAUUUCCUAAGAUUGCAUCGUCCCUGUGAUAAUUAAUUCUACCCAUCAUCCAUACUGUAAUUCAUAUCAUUUCAGUGGUAAAUGUUUUGAGUGCUUACAUCAUAUGAAAGUUUUUAAAUAUUGUAUUUCCUUGAUACAAUAAAUGUUUAGUUUUAAUACUGGUCAUCUGAGCAUCCUUCU
This is a messenger RNA of Saccostrea cuccullata (small rock oyster), 2332 nucleotides long. Its product is annotated as EF-hand domain-containing family member B-like. The coding region runs from base 123 to 1928 and encodes 601 amino acids. Gene Ontology annotation, molecular function: calcium ion binding. NCBI's taxonomy places the organism in Eukaryota, Metazoa, Mollusca, Bivalvia, Ostreida, Ostreidae. The record is from RefSeq and is a predicted model, not a curated record. The transcript has 9 exons.